Molecule: messenger RNA, 1437 nt
Organism: Microthlaspi erraticum
Lineage: Eukaryota; Viridiplantae; Streptophyta; Magnoliopsida; Brassicales; Brassicaceae
Source: the annotation of a GenBank genome assembly
AUGAAUCGUCCCUUUCUUCUCCUCUCCGUCGCUCUGAUCGCUCUCCUCUUCUUCCAUCACCGUGUUCUCGCAUCUUCCCACUUCGAAGGUUUCGAUGCUGAAGACGACGAGCUCUUGGAGGAGGAAUCCACUGAUCUUCACCACUCGCUCCGUCCACCACUUGUGACUCAGUCUGAGUCAACGGUUCUGGAUCUGGAACCAUCCCCCGAAUCCGAUUCCACUCCGAUUUCCGAAUCGGACCCUCCGGCUCAGACUGGUUCCCGGAAACCUUCCUCCUCCAUCUCGUUCGAUUUCUGGGAUGAGGACGAGUUCGAGGGAUUGCCCGUGGAGGAAAAACCGGCGGAUUCUCCGGUUGUUUCCGAUAAGGCCUCACCUGCCGAUCCACAGACGCCAGAUCCGGAGUCUGCUUCGGAGAAUCCAGACAGUAGCAUUCCGAAGAAGAAGCAGUCGUACACUGUGGAGAUCGUCUGCGUCUCUAUCCUGAUUGCUUACGCGAUCAACUACUUCACCGGAAAACGCGAGAACGAGAACAUGGCCUUGGCCUGGGCCUCGAAAUUCGGUCUCCCGGAUACGAUAUUCGGGAAAAACUUCAGUUUGGUGGGAGUUGGUGAAGGAGAGGACUCGCCGUUGUUGCUGAAAGAAGCGACGAACGUGUUCAAGUUCUACGCUAGCGGGCGUAGGUACUGCCAUGGAUUGCUGGCGACGAUGGAGCUCAAGAGCAGACACGAUCUGAUCUCGAGGCUGUUCAACGCGGUGGUACCUUGUAAAGAUGAGAUCAGUUUCGAGGUGUAUAUGAACGAUGAGGCCAUGGAUCACAUCGUGUUCGCGAUGGCGAGGAAGAAGGCGGCGAAAGCGAUGCAGAAGGAGCUGAGGGAUCUGCAGAGAUUCGGAGGGAUAGUGCCUAAUCCCGGCGGGAGGAAGUGGGUAUCGGAGGAGUUAUCUGUGGUUUCUGAGUCUAAGGAGGUAGCUGGGGAUAUGAUCACAGAGAUUGCACUUGAUCAGGUUUUUGGCGACAAGUCAUUCGAAAAGUUUGGGAAGUAUUUCAUCUCAAUGCAUUUCUCAGACCAACAUCCAGGCAAACACAGGAAGAUGCUGCUUUUCAAGUUUGCCAUCCCAGAAACUAAACACAUGGAUGAUAUGGUUCGGUUGGUAGCGCUAAUUCCGUAUUACAUUGACUUAAUCGGACGCUACAAGCUCAGCCCCCAGGCAAGGAACAAAACUGAUGGUGCUAGGCAGAAGGCAGCUCAGGAAGCGUACAAGGAACUUCAGAACGUGAGGCAAGAGGCAUUGCAGAGAAAGAAAGCCGAAAAGAAGAAAAUAUUGGAGGAAGCGGAGGCAAAGCUUAGCGCCGAGGCUCUAAGGAAGAAAGAGGCGAAAGAACGUGCACGCCAGAUGAAAAAAUCAAUGCCAAAAGUUAAGAUGAGCCGUGGUCAUUAG